AUGUCUCGGACACAGCUAGCCUUUACAGUCGAUGAGAAGCUCAUCGCCGAAAGAGAGCCACACCUCUAUAUACAGCCGUCCAAGUCAGUCUCAACUUUCCAAGAAACAAAAUCCAACACAGAUAGCAUUAUCACCGCAGCCGGCUUUGCGGGGUACUACGAUAAUGUUCACGAGCAGCAGAAAAGGCUCAUUACCCUGUUAAUCAUCAAAGCAUUUCAGAAGCUGCGAUGUGACGUGGGUAGAACAAAGCCUGGUCAGAAGUUGAAGCCGAUCAAAGCUGUGACAAAUGUUCAAAAACAACUCGAAUUCUGUCUGGGUAUGCUUAUAGAAGCCGGUCUCAUUCGACAUGAAGGAGACCAUUACAUCCGAACCGAUAAGCCCCUACCACCAAAUAAUGAAAAGGAAGCACUUCAGCAGAUACUCGAAGAUUUUCCGGCGUAUACAUCUUUGAACAAAUUGAUAUAUCAUGCCGGAAAAAGUCUGGCUGAAAUAUAUGCUGGUCGCACAGAUGGUGUCAGAUCUAUCUUUGGAACGCCAGAAGGUCGAGAGUAUCUCGAAGAUAUCUAUGGUGUAGCGCACCCCAGCAAGGCGUUUCAUAAUGUUAUGGAAGACUUCUUGCAUCGCUUUACUGGAGGAGACAUGGUGCCUUUUGGAGCGAAGUUGAAAAUCCUCGAGUUGGGUGCCGGAACAGGUGGUACAACGAAAUGGUUAGCACCACUACUCGCAAGAUCGGGCAUAUCCGUUGAGUAUACCUUCACGGAUAUUGCUCCGGGCUUCACAGCCCAGGCAGCACGGAGAUUCAAAGAGUACCCUUUCAUGACGUACAGGACACACGAUAUCGAAAAGCCGCCUCCAGCGGACUUGGUGGGGACUCAACAUAUUGUAAUUGCCGUAAAUGCAGUGCAUGCUACGCCAAAUAUCGUCAAAUCACUCCAUAAUAUGCAUCAAUUUCUACUACCAGAAGGAUUUGCGCUUGUCAUGGAGGUACAGGAGCGCUUAUGUUGGGCCGACUUUGUCUUUGGGCUGUUCGAAGGUUGGUGGUUGUUCAACGAUAAACGCACCCAUGCUACAGCGGAUGAAAUGGUGUGGAAAGAUGCUUUCAAGGCUGCAGGCUUCUCUCAAAUAGAUUACACCGAUGGAGAUUUGAGGGAUUCGAGACUUCAGAGAGUCUUUUUGGCGACUGCCUCAAGCUAA
Messenger RNA from Colletotrichum truncatum, 1194 nucleotides. Its product is annotated as polyketide synthase. The record is from RefSeq and is a predicted model, not a curated record. NCBI's taxonomy places the organism in Eukaryota, Fungi, Ascomycota, Sordariomycetes, Glomerellales, Glomerellaceae.